AUGGAAAGAUCUAAAAAUUACAUGAUAAUUUUAAUUUUGGGUGAAAAUGUAGAAGCUGUGUGGAAAUGGUCUGCAAAAUGUCCUAAUAAUCUUUGUUGUUCGCAAUGGGCUUGGUGUGGAUCAGCUUCUGCCUAUUGUGGAGCAGGAUGUCAACCUCUUUAUGGGAAGUGCGCCACUUCUGCGGUUACUUCUUCCAAGGUCCCUACUUCUCUCAAGAUUACUACUUCUACUACCACUAAACCGACAUUUUUCAUUAAUGGCAAGAAUUGGGGUUGUAUUUACGAUUACGCCCCCGUUUUAAAACGAAUAGUAGCCGAAUGUCAUCAGCUCGCAUAUCAUACUUGGGGACAUUUAGAUCUCGUCACUUUAACUCUUGGAUAUAAUGUAGUCCAAUGGCAUCUUGAUUCAGAAGAUUGGCGAGGUUUGAGCACGCAAGAAGAAAACUGUAAUACCUAG
Diversispora eburnea is the source of this 456-nucleotide messenger RNA. NCBI's taxonomy places the organism in Eukaryota, Fungi, Glomeromycota, Glomeromycetes, Diversisporales, Diversisporaceae. The record is from the annotation of a GenBank genome assembly.